AUUACGUCAUGCAGUAACUACAUAUUUGAAACAGUUACACUGGUAAUCGUUGUAUUAGUCACACUUGGUAUGAUUUUCUUUGAAGUUGUUGUGGACACAAUACGUGUUAUAGAUUUAUUUCCUCGAAUUAGAAAAUUUGGGGAUUCAUUGAUGGUGGUGCAAGAGUUCAACUCAGCCGCGUAGAAAAACUGAAUUCGCAUCACUAUCAUGAAAUUUUUACCAGCUGCUUUGGUAUUCAUCUUAUCAUUAGCUUGUACUCUUGCUGAUCCAUAUUUAGACUCGACAGAAAAAGGCAACGAAAGAUGCAACCCAUCACAUCCAGCCCAGAAACAUCCUGAACAGAAAAUUUGUGGAUUCAUUGAUGGCGAAGAAAGAGCUAAACUCAGCUGCGUGGAAAAAUGUUUUUUGAACUGCCUUCUCCAAAAAGGUCACUUGCUUAUAAUACCGCAUUUCCUUCGUGGACUAAAACCAUUCCUAUCUUUGUAGAGAUGAGUCAUAAUAAGUUCAGUGGAGUGUUGUAUGAUAAAUAAUGUAGUACGAGAAUUAUAAAAUUAUUUGCCAAAGUUGACAUGGUGACGAGUAUUUGGCUAUUUUCCAUUAAAAUACGUAGAUACCAAAAUAUGCAAAUGUGUCAUUCCGUAGGUAAUGAGCUCAUUUGGUCGUUUUUAUUUAUCGAGAUAAUCGUUUUUUUUAGUGAAAAAGUCGAGAAAAUCGAUAAGGUAAACCCGGGUGAGAUCCCGCACUUUCAAUUUGGGUAUGUUGGCAACACUGAUUCGAAAAUCCAACAGUGUAGAAAGAAACAUACCUUACCCAACUAUGUUACAGGCAACAAAAAUAUUCCGCCAACCUAACAUAUUGUGGAAAACCUUGAAGUUGAAAAGUGAUGACAUUUUUUGAAAAAUCAAUUUUCAUGAUUUAAAAAAAAAAUCCUUCAAAAUACAUUCUGAAAUUGGUUUUUAAAUAUGUAGUCCAAUGGUAAGUACAUUCAAUACAUAUUAAUUUGAGCUAUACAACUUUUUCCAUAUCAAAUGAUUUGUGAGAUCAAUUUAUGAAAAAUGAAAAAGUCUCAAAAUGGGAGAGAUGCCGCACAUGCGUGGAGGGAGAGAUGGCUUAUGAAAAUUUCAUAGUUGUAAUAAUGUUUUUCAUUUUUAUAAUGGAAUUUUUUAAGUUUAAGCUCACUAGACACAUCCAACACAGAAGACUACUUUUGUGACUUCUGCUCAUCCUAAAUUUCAAAAAAAUGUUUAAUACGUUUUCAAUUAUUUACAAGUAAAAUUCCAUAAGCCGUCUCUCCCAUGUGUAUGGGAGAGAUGGCCAAAAUUUUUUUUUUAUUUUUCAAAAAAAUUGAAAAAUUAUUGACCAAAAAAAAAUUGUUUACAGCCAUAAGUAUAGAACCUGUAUGUAGUACUUUUACAAAGUAUCAAAUUUUUUCAAUCAUUUUUGCCGAAUUUACGAAGCUUCUAAGAAUGGUGCGUCAUCUUACCCGGGUUUGGAGGUUUUGAUGGAUUUCAAUGUAGAACAUAUCCAACUAUCGCGUGUUAAAGUAUCAAGGCCGCAGGUGCGCCCCAAGCGGAGAAAAACGGAACUAAAGUUUUUCUAAAAAGGGUCCAUUUGGUCAAUUUUGUAUUUUUGCGGUAAAUUCGCUUCCGAAAAAAUACCCUCCGAAUUAUACUGCACUUAGUCGCCAGUGGCAACAUGUAUACCACUCAAAAACACAAUUUUUCUAGCUGCAGCGGUAGCUGUGUGGCAUUAGUAAUGGUUUACUGAACCGGAAGUAUGGGUUCAAAUCACACCUUUGGAAGAAAUUUUUGAAAUUUUUUUUUUUACAAUUUCUAUUUUUCGUUGCUUUAUUAGGAAAAGGUCGUAACCACAAUUUUUAUAAAAAAUGAGAUAUUGGUACCAUUGGAAAGAGAAUUUUGUCCUCUACAUGAUGCAACACUUGAAAUUGAAUUUCGAUGUUUUUUGUUCUCGUAAUAGCCGAAAACAAAUGGUUUUAAAUACACGUUUUCAAAACCGUUACAAUGAAAAGUUUCUAAAAUGAUAUUGUUUCUCAGAUUGAACCUAUUUCUUUUGAUUUUUGUAAUUUGUUGAUAAGAAAAGUCAUUAUAAACACAUAAUUUCACGUAAUUUCACUGAUAAAUUGCAGAAAAUCAACCUCAUCACCUUAAGGAUAUCGUUCCUGUGUAUUUCUUAUGGGCUUUUGAUGAAAAAAGCUUGACUUAAGGUGAAAGUUCCUUUGUUGAAUUUUACUUUUUUCAGUUCAGAGUUCCUCAAAUAAAAAAAUGAAAAAUCAGUGCUACCAGGAUGUUUAUUUUGAAAAUUAGCAGGAAAAUGAUUGCAAUAACCAAAUGUUCUCUUACCUCAUCUAAAACUAUCAAGUGUACUUGAUAGAAUGCUCUUUAAAAAUUGAAAUGCGUUUUCUGAGAAAUCAACUUUCAUGUAGUUACGACCUUUUCCUAAUAAAGCAACGUUUUACAAGUUGAAUUUUGACAGAAAAUGUAAUUUGAUUAUUUUCUUCUGCUUUUGAACAGAGUAAGGAAUUUUUAUGCAAAAUUUUAAUUCAUUAAAUCAUUGUUUUUUAAGCUUAAAAUGUUCAUAAACAUGAAAUGAUUGAGUAAAAAAAAUCGCUAUUGCAGGUGGGUAGUAAUAUUUGACAUCAGAAACAAUAGAUCUUCAAUUUUAGGUAUAAAGGUUUUGGGAUUACACGAAAUUUCAGCUUUUUUCAGAAAAAAAACUUUGAAGGCAAUUUUCUCAAAAGUUGAGCUUUUCAAAUUUUAGAUUAUGGAUUUUUUUUGGAGGUUUUUUUGCACUUUUUGGUCUUCUAUCCAGCUCAUAUGAUUGGUCCGGAGGUCUACUACUUCACCCCCCCCGCACAUAACUUAAUAUCGACCAAAUUGGCCCAUUACCUGCAGAAUGACACAAAUAGUGAGCCGCCGUUUGGAAUGCAUUGAAAAUUGACCACAUUGAUGGAACAAAAACUCAAAAACAAAGCUUUGAGGUCACUCCACAGCAUUUAUACUGGUGUCACUGAAGUGAAUGAUUGUGUUCCUACUACAAUACGUGUGCAGUUUUCAGGAAUAGAAACACAAAUAUGGUGAAAAUUUAUGACAUCUCCGAAGCAUGCAAAAAACACAUGAUGACUAUGGCAACAUUAUUUCUAGUGGAAAAUGUUGAUACUGUGAUAUUUUGUACAAAUGAAACUUCAUGGAACCAUCUAUCGAAUGUACGAGUGAUUCCACAGGGCCCGCUGGAAAAGUACCCAAGUGACAAUUUACUAAUCGUUGAAGAGCUAUUUUUGGAAAUAUUUCGUCUUUUGGACAUCGAUAUAAAUGUGUAUUUCAGAUUAGUACCAAACACUGUUCAUAGUUAUGAUGUUAUUCUUUCUAAAAUGCCUAUUAAAGUGGAGAACUUAAUAAUGGAUGUCUAAGAAGCAACAUUCUUGAUCCAUAUAAAUGUAUAAUUUAAACUACGCAUUUAAAAAUAAGUAAAUUUCUUAUUAUUCCAGAAAACAACGACGAGUGAAAUUGUUUUUUUUUUUUUUUGAUAACUCUGGGACUGAUACUUUCCGGAAUGUGUGAUAUCGGAGUGGAAGUUAUUACCUUGUUCAUUUAACCCAUUUCAGUAAUGAAGGUACACAUUUGAAAAAAAAUCAAUUCCAUUUAAAAUCCUGAUUGACUUGUGGUAUAUUAAGGAAAAAUUCACGAAAGGGGUUUUUCAAAAGGUUCGGCGUGUUAAAGGAAAUAGGUAAGGAAUAAAUGAGACAUGGGAAUAGGAUUCAGGGAGAUAGGUAAAUACAGGAAAGGCAAAUAGGAACCUGCCUAACCGUAGCUAAUCGAAGAGAAUUUGAAUCUGUAGGUAUCGAAAAAAAGAUAAUAGGGAACAAUUAUAUUUACAGAGAUAGGUGAACCUAUCGAUUGCCAAAAACAUAAAGUGGGACUAUAACCCUUUUUGAGAUAGAUUGGAUUCUAUUCGAACCAUCGAUCAGAUCUAAUUAAAAUAAGUCUAAUUUCAUCUCGAUUAAAUAAAUACCUAUAAUAUCAAUACCUUGACGAUUUCGAUUUUAUUCACAACGAAGUCUUUCACACAGACUAUAUCAUAGACUUAAGUGGGAGAAUUCGAACCCUAAGAGCUCUAUUAUUCACACGAAAUCAUACUCGAAUAAAAAAUCAAUUCUACAAAAGAUUCAAAUCAUUAUAAUUCGAUUUUAAUUAACAAUUCGAACGUUAUCCAAACGCAGAAAAAUAAAAAAUAUUCAAAAAGCGCGAAAGCACACAAACGAAAAAUUAUAACUUCCUUCUAUCAUCGAAAAUUGCAUAAUAAAACAAAACCCUAUUCGCUAUAGGUAGAAUCGUACUUAGCGUCCGAAAGCUCUCAUCUUUCCCACUCUCUUGGCUUCGACCUUGGUCCAGACAAAGCUUUUAAUAUGUGAUAGGUCUAUGCCUAACAAAUAUAUCAAGGCAUAAUGAGACCCAUACCCCAGACUAUACUGCUUCUUACAUUUUUGCUACAAUGUUGCAACACUGGAAGAAGUACAUAUCCUUUACCUAAACGUUGGCAAAAAACAAAAAAAAAGGUCGGUUAAAAACUGCCACAGAUGCUCGUACUUACAAAUUUUCAACAAAAAUGUCAAUUUCUUCACUUUUUGGAGGGGUUAAGGGUAAACUGGUGAUCUGAAAAUUUUGUCAUGGGAAUUUUAGACUCCAAAUAGGUACAUAGAAUACUGGCUGUUUUUUCGUGGAAAUGAUAAUUUUCGCCCGGCGGCUUGAAAACAAGAACUCUCUAGAAUUAUAUGAUCAACUCAAAAUAUUUUUCGAUCAAACAUUUACUUAAUAUGAUUUUAUUCUAAGAAGUGUUUUUAAUGUUUUUAAAUUUAGGUAAGUAGGUCUACACAGCGAGUAUUUUUUCAAUAAAUGGGCAUUCAAAGAGUUUUUCAACAAUGAGUACUGUUACACCAUGAAUGUAACUAAAAUAGAGUAGGUAAGCACCUAUUUCAUAAUCACACAACACAAUUAAAAGUUGAAGGCACUUUUUUGUACUGUUUAGACUUUGUUUCUGAAAAUUACUUUUUUAAAUACACAUUUCCACAAGAAACGUAUAAAACCUGCCUAUAAUUCUAGAAAUGGCCAUGGGAUUAGUGGGCCAAUAAACCAAAAUAAAAUUAGUUCGCCAAAAUAAUGAACUUAGGUAUUUUGCUAGCUACGUGUUAAUAAGUGCCGUGUAAAGUUUAUUGCACAGUACGUGGUGUAGAUUCAUCAUCUCGGGGAAUUUCACUCUACCAGGAAGAAAUUUUACAGCGACACAAUUUGACGAUAGAACUUUGAUACCUGCCCAUCAGUCAAUUCUUCGCAAGCUACGUGAAAAGAUUUGAAAUAUGCGUUUUCUCUGGAAAUUUGGUUUCGGCUUGAUGAUUUUAUUUUUGAAUAACCAAUUAUUUUCAACAGCUCAGUAUGUUGAUGAUGAGCGUACAACCGAAACUCCUACCGAUCGUACCGAUGAUCCUCGUCCGCGUCCCAAACCUGAGCCUCGUCCCACAAAAGAUCCUCGUCCUGGUCCCCAACCUGGUCCCCAACCUGGUCCUCUUCCCCUACCGGAUCCUGGUCCCAGAGAAAGUCGUCGUAUCGAUGAAGAUUAUAGGUCUCCAUACUAUUGGGUUACCGCAACCAACGGAAAAAUUCCACCAGACGCAGUUGUAGCAGGUGUAGACGCCGACGGUGGGCUCUUGUAUGCAGGUAGAACUUUACACAAAGGCAACAUUCUGCCUUGUAAAAUCGCACCUUCACGCUACGAAGCUUCUUUUUCAUACAACAGAGAAGAACUUCCCACAUUCGUUUACGAAGUUCUCUGCGGCUCGAAAAUUGCCUGGCAGAGCGCAUCAAAUGGCAAAGUACCGAAAAAUGCUAUAAUAGGGGGAUUAACAAGUGGUGGAGAAAAACUGUAUAUUGGCAGAGCUUUUUACGCAUGUUCACUGACUCCGGGAAAGAUUCAUCCGAGUCAUAAUCGCUUAUACAUUCCAUUUGACCGUGAAGAAGUCGCUCAAAAAGUUUAUGAAGUUGCAGUGCAUUUAUGAAUAUCCAGUGAAAUCAUUGAGAUUUUCAAGAACUCGCCUUUAUUUCACGAAUGCUGGAAAAAGAUCUAAUUAUGUACUCAGUAGGUACUCACUUAUUUACGAGUGUCUAACCACAUGUUUGAUACACGUAGAAACGAAUAAAAAAAAUACCCAUUAA
This is a messenger RNA of Planococcus citri (citrus mealybug), 6224 nucleotides long. RefSeq lists its product as uncharacterized. Bases 5372 to 6067 code for a protein of 231 amino acids. The transcript is spliced from 12 exons. Lineage: Eukaryota; Metazoa; Arthropoda; Insecta; Hemiptera; Pseudococcidae. The record is from RefSeq and is a predicted model, not a curated record.